AUGUCCGCUCAACAACCAGGAAAUACUCCUGCUGACGUAUCUGAGACAACAGGUUCCGCUGCUGCAGUGGUGAAUGAAAAUCAACAGCCACCAAAUAUUGAUCCUAAACCAACGGGAAGAAGCUUUAGAAGUCAAAUUCCAAAAAGAACACCGUACGAUGAAAUCGUAGCAGAUAUGAAAGCAACAGAUGAAGAAGCAAACAAAUACAAGUUUUUAACAUGUGUGCCAAGAACAGUUGUGCUAAUUGGUCGUACCCGUACAGGUAAAACAACAAUGCGUAACGUGAUAGAAAAUCCAAUGCAUAUUUCUGAACCAUUCACACUGAAAUCACAUACAAAAGAAGUUAGUAUUAAAUGUAUAGCUGCAUAUCUUCAGCAUGAAAAUCAGGUUCACAAUAUCAACAUUAUUGAUACACCAGGAUUUUAUGAUAGAGUAACUGCGAAAGCUGCUGCUGCUAAAAAUGGAGGAAAACAACAAACACAGCGCCAAAACACGACAAAUUCUCCAGAUGCUGGAACAGAUGAUGAUGCACCAUUAUCAAAUGAAGAUAUCUCAGCUUAUAUUGAUAAAUGCAUUUACAAUGAUAUUACACAAAUUCAUGUUUUCGCAUUUGUAUUCACAUUGGGUACACAGGGCAUCAAUGCGCAAGAUCUGCAAACGAUGCAGUACUUCAAAAGAAAAUAUCCUCAGUUAAGCAAACAUUUUGCAUUGAUUAUCACACAUUGUGAAGAACUAGGUGAGGCUAACAUGAAGCAAUUGGUAAAACAAUUUUUUGAAGAUAAAGAGGUACGAGAAACUCAAUUAGAAGGCUACUUCAAUCUUGGUGUCCAUUUUAUGGGAUCAAUAAGGAAUGAAAGUUUGAAAGAAGGGUCACGUGAUGAAGUUGGUCGUCAAAUGAUAAAUGUGCUUGAUAUGAGAGAAAAAUUUAUUAAGUUUUUGUUCGCACAAAAUCAACCAUAUAACAUUCAUGAAGAUAUAACACAAAAGCGUGGCUCUGCACCAUGCAAAAUAUUAUGA
Molecule: messenger RNA, 1017 nt
Organism: Rotaria sp. Silwood1
Lineage: Eukaryota; Metazoa; Rotifera; Eurotatoria; Philodinida; Philodinidae
Source: the annotation of a GenBank genome assembly